This is a messenger RNA of Culicoides brevitarsis, 1776 nucleotides long. RefSeq lists its product as uncharacterized. NCBI's taxonomy places the organism in Eukaryota, Metazoa, Arthropoda, Insecta, Diptera, Ceratopogonidae. Gene Ontology annotation, cellular component: membrane. The transcript is spliced from 4 exons. Gene Ontology annotation, molecular function: ligand-gated monoatomic ion channel activity. Bases 1 to 1776 code for a protein of 591 amino acids. The record is from RefSeq and is a predicted model, not a curated record.
AUGCCUCAAUUUGUCCAGAAACAAUCUUUUGAAGUCAAUUCCUACACAAAUUGUGUUUUAUUUAACGAAUUUUCGAUACUUAAUGAAUUUCCAAGUGUUAGAAGUGAUUGCCAAAAUGCUUUAAAUUUAACUAAGACGCUCACAUGGGGUGUGGAUCAUGGAUGUUCGCUUUUUGUGACGUCAAAUGAGUGUAUUGACAUCUUCUUCGACCGUUUUUUGGAGAUUCAUGACAUGGCAAAUGCUAAAUAUGAGAAAAAAGUUCUCGUUAUUGUAGAUUUUCAUACAGAAAUUGACGUUUUAAGGACAUUGGGGAGUGAAAUGGUCACGAGAUGGAUUCCUUUGACAUUAGUUCUCCAACCACAUCAUUCCGGGCAAUGGAUCAACAUUUAUUCGGGAUUUGGAUCUGAUGUUAAUAGAUUUUUCAUUGAAAAUUCAACUUUGGAACAUGACAAGCCUCUAAUUCCUCAAAUUUUAACGGAUUUCGGAGGAAAAGAAAUCGUAACCGCCCUUUUUGAGUACCCGCCGUUCGUGUCAAUAGCGAAAGUUGAUGCUGGAAUGGGAAAUGCGAACCUUUUUGGCUCGAAUGAAACACUUUCUAUCAAAUUGCAAGGCUUUGAAGCUCUUUUAAUGGUCGAAUUUUGUCGCAUAUUCAACUGUGUGAUCUCCGCUCGGCUCGAAUACGAUGAAGAUAUGUGGGGAUGGGGCUUCCGCAAUCACACCGGAUAUGGAAUUAUGGGAGCUAUUCUCAAAUAUGACGCGGAUUUGACCGCCGCUGGAUGUUAUUUGAUGCACGAUCGUUAUGAAUUGAUCCAAUAUUCGUAUGCGAUUCAACGAUCUUCUGUUAUUCAUAUUUUACCGAAGCCGAAACCUCUUCCGUUGUGGAAUAUUCCCCUUUUACCGUUUUCUGCGGUUAUUUGGAAGAACGUCGCUAUAGUUUUGACAACAGUUGCCAUCUUUAUUUUCAUUUUGAAUCGCAUUCAAGUUCGAUAUUUGCCGAAAUUUUCAAAAAAUUCCACUUUAAUUGUCGUUCAAAUGAGUCUUUUUCAAAAUGUGGAGCGCUUAAAUUACUCUACAGCGACAAAUUCGAUCAUUUACGGCACAUUUCUCAUCUACUCGAUCAUGAUCGGGAAUUUUUACAUCGGAGGUUUGUCAAGUAUUAUGACUGUCACGCCCUACGAACCGCCAAUCGACUCUUUGGAAAAACUAAUAUCGUCAAAUCUCAAAUGGGGAGGCAACACAAUCUCGUGGACGUAUGCCAUUAAGGAAUCCAGUGACCCGAAUCACCAAAAAUACGUUUCAAAAUUCAUCGUUCCUGAGACGGAGGACUUGCAAAAGCUGAUAAAAGACGAAAAAAUUGCAGUUGCUUUAGAUAGAACGCAAGCAGGCACGGCUUCGGUUCAUAAUUUGCUAACUCGAGACGAUUCCAAGCACUUGAUGAUCAUGAAAGAGCGACUUUAUGCACAAUAUUCCGUUUUGAUAGCCAGCAAAACGUUUCCCUACAUGGAACAACUCAACAAAAUGGCGUUUUGGCAGCAAGAAAGCGGAAUCCGGGAAAUUUGGGAGUACGAAACGGUCGUGCGGAAAAUGGAUUAUGUGGUUCAACGAAAUCUCGUGGAUAAUAUGAAACCGCCGACGAAUAAGGAGCCGGUAAAAUUGUCAGUUCCUCACAUUUUUGGAGCGGGAUUCAUUUUGUUGUUUGGAUAUUUGUUUGCAACAAUUGCUUUUGCAGCAGAAAUUUUUCACAGCAAAUACGUUCGACGAGUCAAAAAGAACUGA